UACGGCACGCCAAUCUUCAGUAGGCAGUGGGCAUCGCGACGAGUGGGACGCAAACGACAGCGCCCGAAGAGACCGACCGCGGACAGGUGGAUAAGGACGUACUACGUGCGUGCAGUGGUGUGUGCGGCUCUUGUACCGUUUUCCUUCGUCGGCGCACCUGCAGCGGCAUGCCUGGAAAAGGAGCAAUGCCCGAGGUGGCAAUGAUCAGCACUGCCGAAGAUCCACGAUGUGUGGAAGGUCCUUCGGAGGCCGAGAAACCCGCUGAUGGAAGCUCGUGGAUUCGACAGAAAAAGGCAUGGCUCGUGGGUCUGACCAUCUUCGGUCUGGCCACGGUGGUGAUCGUCGUGGUCGCCGUCUGCGCUACAAUUUUAGGCCCUAAAAACCCGCCCAUAAAAGGUUACCUUGCCGAGUACCAGAAGCUCCCUGAUCACGAGGUGUACAGGCCGGCACCAUCGGCUGUCCUCAACGACACGGACCUAGAGCAGUGCGCCGCCAACUGUUCGACCAACCUCGAAUGGGAAUGCCAGCACGUGCAGUUUUGUUCUCGCGAAGGAACGCAACGGGGAACCUGUCAUUUGUUCCACGCCAACACCAGGCUGCGCUCCUACCUGUCCCACAGCUGCGACGUCUACACUCGUGGAGACCCUGCAGAGACUGGCAUUCCACACGGAGGAGCAUCAUCGCUGACGACAGGAGUUUGCGGAAGACUGUCCUGGAUUCUCUUGAGCUUGGUUGUGGCCGUCAUUGUCGCCUAACCAUGGCAUCGCCGCCCUCCGACAGUGGAGCCAUAUGCUGGAAGAGUGUCGAUGUCCUCAACCUCAAUCACCUUCAAUCGGCACACGUCUGCUCGGAAAAUACUCUGUGCCAGAAGAUGACAAGUGAUCUGGGACUGCAUUGUGCACCAAUCUCUACGCUUAGUGAGAACAGCAAAGAUCCAUGCGUUUGUUGUCUUUGUCCUCCCCAAAAUGUUAAUCUAUAGAAUGUUAAUUUAUAGUGCUUGGCCGAGUCGAGUUGGCAGUUAGUCAUGCCACUAAUGUCCCCGGUUCUCGCGCUGCAUUUUUGUUCUCUUUCGUGAGCUCUUGGGCGGGGGAACCUUUCCCGACGGUGAUAUAUGGCAUAAUACUCCUGUGAUCACAUCAAGACAGGUUAUGUUUGAUAUAUCGCAUAAUACUCUUGUGAUCACAUCAAGGCAGGAUAUGUUUGUACUGUUAUAGCACUGGUCCUUGCAACAGAGAUCUGCUAAUAAACCACCCCUAGUUCAUCGGCAAUGUGGGCUGCCCCCCCCCCCCCCACCCCCCACCCUAAAGAAAAAACCCAGACUCGCGGAGCGGUGGGCAGUGCCCCUAUUCAGUAUUCUCAUUCCACGUAAAUUCCAGCUCUAACUGAAAAAUGUUUGCCGAUGUUUUCUACUGAACUAAAUGGAACGGUGUUCCGCGUAUAACUGCAAAGCACACUUUAUUUUAUGUUUUAGAUACACAUAGCAAUAAACGUGUAGAACAGCCGCUAUUAUCCGGAAGAGUUUCAUACACCUGCAAAUAGCACUUAUCCCCCCGAAACACUAUUUCGCACCACUCUACCUGGAACAUAGGCGUGCGAACACAGAGUGCGGGGCAGCCAGGGGGCAUGCCCUCUGCCCUCGCACCCUUUCGCUUCCCUUGGGAAGGGGCGGGCGCAGCUUUAGUGCACAGUCGUCGGUUCCCUUUCCCGCAAGCCCCUUCGAUAGUUGCUUUUGUGUUCUGUUGAGCAGGGCAUUGCGCUGUCUGCCAGCUAUAUGCUUCCACCAUUCAUUCACCCAUUGGUCAGAAAGAAUGCAAGCUUUUGCAAACAAGCACAGGAUGUGUAAGAGCUAGAACAUUUAAUUACUCAGUUUACCCGUGCUUGUUAGCAUCCCAAAUACUUCAUGCCUUCUGCCUUGAAGAGCACAAUGUAACAUAUCUUGUGUAGUAGCAGGAAACUUGAUUUUGUCCGAGAUGGGGUUUAGGGAGGGGGGAGUUGGGAGGGCCCGCCCUCUUCCCCAGGUGGCGACCAGACCUUGUGCUUUCGUGGCAUCUUCGGUCGGCCAUCUGGACGACCCAGAGUUUGAGAUCCGGGUGCGUGUAUACGUGUGUGUGUCUGUGUGUGUGUCUGUGUGUAUUAUAUAUUUUUGCGGGGACGGUAUAAAAGUUCACAAGUUACUGCAUUUGCUGUAAUACAUCAGCAUUCGCGCAGAGAUCUGUUGCAGAGUUCGCGAAUCGUGUAGUUUUACGACUUUCUACGGGUAUUCGUGCACGUGUGACACGUGAAAUUGUACUUCGUUGCAUACAGUAACGUUUCGAUCAACUGUGUGAAGUGUUUGGACUCAAUAAAAUGUUACUGAAAAGAGAA
Molecule: messenger RNA, 2364 nt
Organism: Dermacentor andersoni
Lineage: Eukaryota; Metazoa; Arthropoda; Arachnida; Ixodida; Ixodidae
Source: RefSeq, a predicted model, not a curated record